Messenger RNA from Nothoprocta perdicaria, 2460 nucleotides. RefSeq names its product 3-oxoacyl-ACP synthase, mitochondrial (gene OXSM). Gene Ontology annotation, molecular function: 3-oxoacyl-[acyl-carrier-protein] synthase activity. Gene Ontology annotation, biological process: fatty acid biosynthetic process. The transcript has 3 exons. NCBI's taxonomy places the organism in Eukaryota, Metazoa, Chordata, Aves, Tinamiformes, Tinamidae. The coding region runs from base 142 to 1545 and encodes 467 amino acids. The record is from RefSeq and is a predicted model, not a curated record.
CUGUGGUGCCUGUUGCUGUUUUGUCAGUGUUUUGGCUUCAGGCAGGUACCAGUAACGCUCCCUACGCUGCUGAGAUCCCCGGCGGAGGGAGAGAGGAAAACAGCACWGCGGGAAUCAGCAGGCGUACUCCUUGGACUUUGCAUGAAGCCACUAAUUUGCACCAUGCUCCCGCAGUGUUCACAGGAACUCCUGAAGAUUGCGAAUCCCCGGCGCCUGAUGCUGAACCAGUAYCUGAGAAAGCACAGAGGAGCUUUCAGCACCAAGGCGCUGCCUGCGGGCCGCAGGAGAGUGGUGGUCACAGGCAUUGGCCUGGUGUCCCCCCUGGGCGUGGGGACCCAGUUGGUGUGGAGCCGCCUGCUCCAAGGCGAGAGCGGGAUCGUGUCGCUGGACGGGGCCGARUACGCCGGCGUGCCGUGCAGAGUGGCGGCCCGUGUGCCGAGGGGGAAGGAGGAGGGCCGGUUCGAGGAGGAGCGCUUCGUGUCGAGAGCGGAGCUGCGGUCCAUGAGCGGCGCCGCGGUGAUGGCCGUCAGCGCGGCCGAGCUGGCCGUGGCCGACGCCGGCUGGGCGCCGCGCAGCGAGCGGGAGCGCCGCGCCGCCGGCGUGGCCAUCGGCAUGGGCAUGGUGCCGCUGGAGGAGAUCGCCCACGCCGCCGCCUUGUUCCAGGAGAAGGGCUACAGCAAGGUCAGCCCCUUCUUUGUGCCCAAGAUUUUGGUUAAUAUGGCAGCGGGGCACAUCAGCAUUAGGUACCAGCUGAAGGGGCCCAACCACGCYGUGUCCACCGCUUGCACCACGGGCGCGCACGCUGUGGGAGACUCCUUCAGGUUCAUUGCCUCCGGUGACGCUGACGUGAUGCUGGCAGGAGGCACGGAGGCUUCUAUUAGCCCCUUGUCCCUGGCUGGCUUUGCGAGAGCUCGCGCCCUCAGCACCAGCUUCAACUCGAGCCCUAAAUUGGCCUGUCGGCCGUUUGACUCCCGGAGGGAAGGGUUUGUGAUGGGAGAGGGGGCAGCAGUGCUGGUGCUGGAGGAGCACGAACACGCCGUGCAAAGAGGUGCCCGCAUCUACGCGGAAGUUUUAGGUUAUGGACUGUCUGGUGAUGCUUGCCACAUUACAGCACCUGAUCCAGAGGGAGAUGGGGCUUUCAGAUGUAUGUCUGCAGCAAUAAAAGAUUCUGGAAUCAAACCUGAAGAUAUAACAUAUGUCAAUGCACAUGCAACUUCUACACCUCUAGGAGAUGCUGCUGAAAACCAGGCAAUCAAGAGACUUUUUAAAGAUCAUGCGCGUAACGUGGCAGUUUCCUCCACGAAAGGAGCAACAGGGCAUCUCUUGGGGGCUGCAGGAGCCAUCGAAGCAGCUUUUACAGCACUGUCCUGUUACCAUGGAAUUCUGCCACCUACUCUAAACUUGCAGAAAACUGAGGCAGACUUUGAUCUCAAUUAUGUUCCACUAACAGCUCAGGAGUGGAAAACUGAAAAGCGACGCAUUGCGCUCACAAAUUCAUUUGGCUUUGGUGGCACUAAUGCAACUUUGUGCUUUGCCAGUGUUUAACUUGCGUCAGAUGCGGGAACAGUGAAUUUUUAUGGUGCUCUGAAAAAUGACAUCAGUAAUGACUUUGUGUACGGCCACGUUUUGUGUAUACUGUGCAAUCUUUUUCAUUUUUCUCAGCUUUGAGACUCGCUCAAUUCACAUAUGGAACUUUACUCAGCCUAACAGUCACAUCAGUAAUUCUGUUAAAGRUAGGGAUUUUACUUCAUUCAUUUUAAUAUUAAUAAAUAAAAGGUCUCUUCUUUGUGCGGUAAAGAAGCUUUUGGUUUUGACUGGAAGAAGAGAAUUGCAGUAGCUAGUCUGAAUAUAGGUUUUUUUGUGAGAAGUGGAUGAAAGUGGUGAUAAAUACUGUAUYUGAAUUGUUACAUUUCUGGCUACUGUAUUUCUUGACACCAUCAAUUUGGGAACCUUAAGUGGCCAACCUAAGUGAAUUGCAUUUUGCUUAUACAGUGCACAAAUAAAUUUUCAAAUAUGAAUUUUUCUUUAAAGCCUUUUGGCCUUCUGUUUUUCUAAAUUUGCUUUCCACAAUGUUCUUUUCAGCAGUCCGGAUAGAGUAUCAUCUAUGAAUAUAUACAGUAUCAGUUUCAUUUAAUGAAAAGAAGUGGUGGGUGUCAAUGCUUUUGGUAGGCUCUUGUCUCAUAGCUUACAGACUUUUUUGGUUUUAUUGUUUCUUUUUUAUUAUCAGAAGUUCAUAGGCUGGUAUGAUCAGAGAAUCCCUUUCAGACAGCUGAAUCAUGAAUUUGGAAAAAAAAAAUGCAGUGAAUUUGUUCCAGAUACAAAGUUUCUUCAGGUACUUAGGGUAGAAUAUGGGGAGACGAGUUAUUGCUGCACUGUUAAGGACCUAGUGUACAAUUUUAAUAAACUCACCCAAUCCUGUUAAUUAUUGUUACAAAAUUAAUUGGAAAUCUGUUAUUAAUA